This is a messenger RNA of Rosa chinensis, 1865 nucleotides long. Its product is annotated as abietadienol/abietadienal oxidase. Gene Ontology annotation, molecular function: heme binding; oxidoreductase activity, acting on paired donors, with incorporation or reduction of molecular oxygen; monooxygenase activity. The transcript has 10 exons. NCBI's taxonomy places the organism in Eukaryota, Viridiplantae, Streptophyta, Magnoliopsida, Rosales, Rosaceae. Bases 224 to 1693 code for a protein of 489 amino acids. The record is from RefSeq and is a predicted model, not a curated record. Gene Ontology annotation, biological process: brassinosteroid biosynthetic process; sterol metabolic process; multicellular organism development.
GCACCCAAAAAGGGUCGAUCAUCAGGACCCUAGCUUUGAGUACUUCUAUACGUUAUAUAAGAGCGUCGAGAGCCCCUUUCUCACCGAUCUCCUUCAAGUGUAUGCGAGGGAGGUGCUCCUGCUGCCUAUGUAAACAUUAGCAAUUAGUUAUGGAAUCAUGCUAGCUAGCUCUCUAGACCAGCCACAAAAUUAUAUCAUUUGAUCAGUCUUGCUAAGGCCGGAAAUGGGAGACCUCUUUUCAGCAGGCACCAACAGCUACCUGGUUAUUAUGAUCUGGUCAGUAUUGUUCGUAUUAUUUGUUGCAAGAUUUCUGCGGAAGAUCAAGGAAAAGAAGGUGGUAGGAUCAAGAAUAUACAAGUUGCCACCGGGAAGAAGAGGCUGGCCGAUAGUUGGUGACAGCUUCGAAUGGUACAAUGCUGUUGCAAGUUCUCAUCCCCCGCAGUUUGUUGAACAACAAAUCAAAAGGUUUGGGAAGAUAUUCUCCUGCUUUUUAUUUGGAAAACGGUGUGUGGUAUCAGCAGACCCGAGCUUUAACCGGUUUGUAAUGCAAAAUGAAGGUAAAUUGUUUCAGUCCAGCUAUCCAAAAUCUUUCAAAGACUUGGUAGGGAAAAAUGGUGUGAUCACGGUGCAUGGUGAGCAACAGAGGAAACUCCAUAGCAUCGCCUCCAAUAUGAUGCGUCUUGAUAAGCUACUUAAAAUUAAUUUAUUGGAUGAUAUUCAAAUGGUUAUCACUCAAGCUUUGAGCAAUUACCCAACCAAUCAGCCAUUACUUCUUCAGGAUCUUUGUAGAAAGUUGGCUAUACAUCUUAUGGUUAAUCAACUAUUGGGAAUUUCGAGUGAGUUAGAGAUUAAUGAGAUGGCUCAGUGUUUCUCCGAUUUCGUUGAUGGUUGUCUCUCCGUUCCAAUCAACUUGCCCGGCUGUGCUUAUCACACUGCCAUGAAGGCAAGGGAGAAAAUCAUAACCAAGAUAAAUAGGAUAAUCAAAGAACAGAGAGAAGGUGCAACGGAAAUAGGUAAUGGCGUGCUUGGAAGAAUACUGGAGGAAGAAAGCUUAGGUGAUGAGUCUGUAGCAGACUUCAUUAUCAAUCUUCUCUUUGCUGGCAACGAAACAACUGCUAAAACAAUGCUAUUUGCAGUCUAUUUCCUUACCCAGUGUCCCACAGCAAUGCAACAAUUACUGGAUGAACAAGACAGUCUCAGAAGAAGCAAACCUGUUGGAGAAGAAAUGCUUACAUGGCACGAUUAUAAAGCAAUGCCUUUUACUCAGUGUGUCAUUGAUGAAACACUUCGACUUGGAGGAAUUGCAAUUUGGUUACUAAGGGAGGCAAAAGAAGACGUUGAGUACCAAGACUAUGUUAUUCCCAAAGGAUGCUUUGUCGUUCCAUUCCUCUCAGCAGUUCAUUUGGAUGAAAAUGUGUAUAAUGAAGCCCUCGCCUUCAGUCCUUGGAGAUGGAUGGACAGUGAAAAUCAGGAGAAAAGAAAUUGGAGAAGUAGCCUAUACUUUGCACCCUUUGGAGGAGGACCUAGAUUUUGUCCAGGAGCUGAGUUGGCUCGCCUUCAAAUUGCCCUUUUCCUCCAUUACUUUGUCACAACAUAUCGGUGGACCCAACUUAAAGACGAUCGUAUGUCCUUCUUUCCCUCGGCUCGUUUAGUGAAUGGCUUCCAAAUCGACAUAACUAGACGACAUGAUUGAACAAGCUAGUAGCAAUGCAGAUGAUCGAGGUGCAAGAUUAGAUUAGUACUCUAUAUUCUUAUGUGUUGUUCGACUUUUUAUGAUUUUAUAUGAGUAUCUAUUUUACCUUGCAAUACGUGAAAAUUGCUGUAAAAAAUAAUUUAUUAUGGUAUACUGUACCAAUUACUUCGUA